Molecule: messenger RNA, 1048 nt
Organism: Arvicanthis niloticus (Nile rat)
Lineage: Eukaryota; Metazoa; Chordata; Mammalia; Rodentia; Muridae
Gene: Rab33a
Product: RAB33A, member RAS oncogene family
Biological process (GO): Rab protein signal transduction
Molecular function (GO): GTPase activity; GTP binding
Source: RefSeq, a predicted model, not a curated record
GCGCGCGCACACACACACACACACACACGUUGCCGGCGCACGCACACACGGGCGGACACACACUUCCAGUCGCGCGCGCGAACACACACACACACACACACACACACAAAGCUCUCUCGCUUUGAGCACACUAACGUGGCCGCUUUCUUUGUGUGGAGCCCUCGAGUGGGGUUGGGACCCGGGUCCUGUCCCGGGGAGAUGGCGCAGACCAUCUUGGGCCAUGGGAGCCUGCAGCCCGCCUCAGCUGCUGGCUUGGCAUCCUUGGAGCUCGACUCAUCGAUGGACCAGUACGUGCAGAUUCGCAUCUUCAAAAUCAUCGUGAUUGGGGACUCCAAUGUGGGCAAGACCUGCCUGACCUUCCGCUUCUGCGGGGGUACUUUCCCAGACAAGACUGAGGCCACUAUCGGUGUGGACUUCAGGGAGAAGACCGUGGAAAUCGAGGGCGAGAAGAUCAAGGUUCAGGUGUGGGACACAGCAGGACAAGAACGCUUCCGUAAAAGCAUGGUCGAGCAUUACUACCGCAAUGUGCAUGCCGUGGUCUUUGUCUAUGAUGUCACCAAGAUGACCUCCUUCACCAACUUAAAAAUGUGGAUCCAGGAAUGCAAUGGGCAUGCUGUGCCCCCACUAGUCCCAAAGGUGCUUGUGGGUAACAAGUGUGACUUGAGAGAACAGAUCCAGGUACCCUCCAACUUAGCCCUGAAAUUUGCUGAUGCCCACAACAUGCUCUUGUUUGAGACAUCAGCCAAGGACCCCAAAGAAAGCCAGAACGUGGAGUCAAUCUUCAUGUGCCUGGCUUGCCGACUGAAGGCCCAGAAAUCCCUCUUGUACCGUGAUGCUGAGAGGCAGCAGGGCAAGGUGCAGAAACUGGAGUUCCCACAGGAAGCUAACAGUAAAGCUUCCUGUCCUUGUUGAAACCAAAUGGUGUAAAUACACGAGAAUUAGUACUGGAGUUUUUUCUUUCCCCCUUUUCUGUGCCUGCAUAAUGCUUACACCUGCUUGUUUCCAUACAAACUAAUAUCAAAAUAAAAUUUGUAUAGAUUAUCACGUA